Microbotryum saponariae is the source of this 5178-nucleotide messenger RNA. The record is from the annotation of a GenBank genome assembly. Lineage: Eukaryota; Fungi; Basidiomycota; Microbotryomycetes; Microbotryales; Microbotryaceae.
AUGUCGUCGGCGACCGAAACGAGCGAGCAACGCGCGAUCAAGGCUGCGAGGGCGAAAGAAAAGGUGCCCGUUCGCACCGAUGACCGUAGCUAGGGGCCAGAGAGUGUCGUACUGAUCCCAUGCGUCGACUGCGCUCAGCUCAAACGAUUCCAAGCCGCCAAGACGGGAUCAGUGCCCAAACCGCCGACCGCAACGAGCGAGUCGUCGUCGGCCGCUUUGGAUGCGCAGUCCCCAACGCUCUCACCCCCUUCGACGCUCUAUAGAACACGUUCACCCACGAUCGUCUCUCCUCCUUCCUCGGCCGCAUCCCUUUUCGCCUCUCCACCUCGAGCCACACCCCCCGUCGCCGCCGCUGCCCCACCCUCGGCCACGCUAUCGACGACGUUCACCCCCCCAGUUCCCUUUAGUCUACCCACAACUCCCCCCAUUGUCCGAGAACGCCAAACGUCGAACCCUCUCCGUUCCCCACCGCGCCUCUUCUCCCCUCCCCCACCACGAGCUUCAACAACUUUCAGGAAUACGACCUCUCCCCCACCCCAAACCUUAUCCAUUCCGUCCCCCCCUCUUUCACCUCCCCUUCUUCAUCCUCAAUCGAAUUCACCUCAUCAUUCGAUUCAACACCAUUCGGGAGCGGCUUCUUUCGAAGCGAAUUCAAAGGAGCAAUCUCACUCGGUUAAUUCCCCACCGAUACCGAUACCCACCCCCACACCUGAUGAGCAACUUGAAAGACGGAUAGAUAGAUUACAGCAGAUUGAGAAUCAACGGCUUUCGAGACAAGUACGAGAAUUGGAAACGUACGCGCGGCGCGAACAGACGAACCGAGAGGAGGAGGAGGAGGAGAGGGUUGGAUCGCAAGUUCGGCUUGAGGCUAGGGAGGAGGAGUUGGAGGGGGAGAGGAGAAGGGGGGAAAAGGAUGAAGAAGAACGUAGGGAUGAAUUGGUACGCCAAGUUUUUUUCGCAUGAUUGGGGCGCGCAGGGCUGCUUUUGGGAGCUGAUUGGUCCCGACCGUUUUCAGAAACGCGAGUUGGAGGUUUAUCGACGGUCUCUUUCUAAUGUCGAGCAGGCGCUUUCAACACGCGAUGAAGAGGCACGUGCACUUCGAGCCGAACUUGAACAGCUUCGAUCUUCAUCUCAGUCCAAAUUGGCAACGCUCGAAACCACACUCGAGCAAACUCAAACGCGUUCGCAAAAGCUCCAAGUUGAACUCGAUAACCUCAACGCCUCCCACUCUGGCACUCGCCAAGAUUCCUCUCGAGAACUCGAACAGGCAAGAACUCUCGCCACUAAAGCACAAGCGGACCUCAUCGAUCGAACGCAAGAACUCGAACGACUCUCGCACAACUUGAGCGAAACGACAGCUCGACUCGUCGACUCGGAACGACAUCGUACCUCCCUCCAAUCCGAAUUGACCCAACUCUCCACAACGAGCUCUGAACAACUCACCUCCCUCCGCGAAGAAUUGAGAUCCACCCAAACGCGCUCAAACUCUCUCGAACGAACGCUCUCCUCUUUCGAAAUCAAACUCUCAGCUCUCUCUUCCCACCGCGACGAAUUACAAUUCGAAAACGCGAAUCUACAAAACUCGCUCGAUGAAUCGCGUCGUAAAGUAUCGCUCGCGACAACUGAAAAAGUCAACAUCGACGAAGAAUCCGUUUCCCUUCGUCAAGAGUUAUCGAAUCUGCAGAUCGAGUUGGAUCGGUUACGUGAUACCGAGGUCGAGGUUGAUUCUUUGAGGGAGGAAUUGGAUGGGUUGCAGGAUCAAUUGGCGGAAUUGGUAGAGGAUGGUGAAAAGGCGCAGCAAGAAUUGGGUGAAGCGAAUGAGAUGAUUCGCAAGUUGGAGAAGGAACGUGAUCUAGGGUUGGUGAGAGUGGGCGAGUUGGAGGACGUGGUGCAAGGUUUGAGGAAGAGGGAGGUGGAGCGCUUGGAUGGGUAUUCGAGGAUCGAGGAGGUAGAGGCGAGGUUGAACGAGCUCGAGGAACGGUAUCAGGUCAAGGUGGAGGAGUGCAGCGCACUCGAGAAGGAAAUCGAGGGUACCAAGGCAAGGUAUGCCCAGCUGGAAGCAACGCACGUCGAAGACACGCAGCGAGUUCGGGACGACCUCGAUCGAACCGUCGAGCAACUCAAGGCCGAACACGAGCGCUUAAUCAACGAGCUAGAAUCCCAACACGAGCAGAUCCUCACUUGUACGCGACAAGAGCACGCCUCGGCCCUCGAAGCAUUCGAGUCCGCAAAGCAAUCCCGCACGAACGACGACCAAUCGCGCCUCUCUUCGCUCGAACAAGAACUCGCCGACGCCAAAGCCCACGCCGCGCAACUCGUUUCGCAAGGCGGUCAAGCCCUCGCCGAUCUUGAACGACGAACCUCGGAGUUAUCGCUGAUGCAAAGUGAGCGCGACGCGGCGACGCAUCGCGCUGAAGUGGCCGAGACGAGGUUCGCUGAGCUGCGUUCCGAGUUGGAGGAGGCGCGAUCUCAACUCGUUGCCUCCUCCACCGUCGCUGCUCCCUCAUCGGCGAUUUCGACCAUCGACUUCCCGCUCGGUUCCGACUCUUCGGAAAGGGAACAGCUUCUCCUCCUCAAGAUCACCGAACUCGAAGCCGACGUUCUCGAAGCGCGUCGCGCCUCGGACCAAUCCGUUCACAACAUCGCCUCCCAAAUCGGUACGAUCAACAAACUGCGCCGCGAGCACAGCGAACUCGUCUCGCAAUACACCGCCGAAUCGAAACGGGUGACCGAGCUACGCAAGAUGAUCGAGAAGAAGGAUUUCGAUUCCUCGCGCAUGGGUCAGGAUAUCGUUCGUUUACGAACCGAAUUGGCUUCGGCCAAAGCCGACACCGAAGCUUCGAAUCGAGCGCGACGAACGAUCGAACAAACGCUCAACGUCACGCGCGCGACCAAUGCCGGCCUCGAACGUCAAGUAGGUGAAGCUCGAGCUUUGCAAGUCGCCGCUGAAGCGAGUGUGAAACCUCUUCAAGAGACGGUGGAGAUGUAUGAGAUCGAAUUGGAUCAGAAGCAGGAGAGGAUAGGCGAGUUGGAGGACGAGGUGGCGAUGUAUGUCAAGCGGGUCAACGAGCUAGAAUUUUCGAUGAACGCGGUAGCGAAGAAGGUGCGUUGUUGGGUUCUACCCUUCUUGCUCGUUCCGGAGCUUGAACUGACUCGUCUUGACGUUGAUCAUCCACUAGGCCGCCUCCAGCGAAUCCAAAGCGAGCGACCUCGUCGAAGUACUCGAGAACGAGCGCACGUCCCACGCCCGCGCUCUUUUGGAAAUGGUCAACUCGCUGUCCGGCUUGCGUACCGAACUUGACCACGCUCGAUCGUCACUCGAAUCAACGAUGGUCGGAAGCUCCGAAGCGGACGGCUUACGCGCGCGUAUCAGCGAGUUGGAGACCUCUUUCCACUCUAUCGAGACUGAACUGGCUGCGAGUCAACGCGAACUCGACUCCACCCAACGCGAACUCACCCGCCUUCAAGAAUCCAAUACCGGCAUCGGAUUAGCCAACGCAAGCCUGUCCGAAUCCCUUCCCACGUCCGCACAAGAGGAAAUGGGUCGUCUCACCGCGGACCUGGAGAAGAGUCGAGAGCAACUGCGGCGUGUUGAGGAUGAGAACCGCGAACUGAAGAACGCUUUGGAAGAGGCGAGGAGGGAGUUGGUUGAUGCGAAGGGCGAAGUAGAGGGAGCUCGGAAAGAGCUUUUGGACGUUUCGGAACUUCGCUCGACGCUCGAAGAACGGGCGAAGGAACUUGAAGCUUCACUCAAAGUACUCAAAGGCUCAAGCGAAACUCAAAGCGCAACCAUCUCAACCCUCGAAACCGAACUCGAAUCUCUCCGUACAACUCUCUCGGACCGUGAAUCUUCACUCGUAAGCCUUCGCACCGAGCUCUCCAGCGCCACUGAAUCCAAUGGCACCGCCGUACGCGAACGCGACGUAGCCCUCAACGCCGCCGUUCGCCGCACCUCCAAGUCUGAAAGGGAAUUAAAGUCCCUCAUCGCCUCUGGUGACGAGCGAGUCGGCGAAGUGGACACGUUGCGCACGCUCGUCGGCUCGCUACAAGAAGAACUUGCUUCCCUUCGAUCGGGGAAGGAAGGGACCUCGGGCCAAAUAGCGAGUUUGACCGAGGAACUCGAACGCAAUGUCGGCGAAGUGGAGAGUCUUCGUCGCUUGCUCGAAGGUGAGAAGGAGGCGACGGCCGACGCGAGAAGUGCAUUGGCGGAUCUCAAGGAGGCUUUGGGGAGGGCGGAGGCUGAUUUGGAGACGAGGAAUACGGAACUUGUGGGUUUGAGGAUGAGGGUGGGCAAGACUGAGGGGGAAGGGGGGGCGAAGGGUGCAGCGAGCGGGGGGGAGUACGAUCGUGAGCAGAGCAAGUUGCUUGCUCCUGUUCGACAAUCUAAUGCAGCUUCGCUGACUGACCCCGACACUCCUUGUUUCCGCAGUUGACGCAUUGCAACAACAAGCUGAGCUCAAUCUUUCGACCGCGCGCGCACAAAUUCGUUCCCUCGAACAUCGCUUGUUCGAAGAAGAGGACGCGCGCUACGAGCUCGAAAAAACGAACGGCGACCUCAAGUUACAGAUCCAAGGCAUGACGGAGAUGAUCGAGGAUGAUGCGGUGCGGAUUCGGGAACUGGAGGCUUUGUUGGGUGCGGAUGAUUUGGACUACGGCCACGGCCACGAGCACGAUCGUCCACCUCAUCUCGACUCACCCGAGCUCGAAGAACAACAUUCAUCUUCGACCCGCGGUCCUCGCGCAGGCUCUCACCGCCGCGGCCCUUCCCUCCUGGACCCCGUCGAAGAAACCUCCGAGUUAUCCUCGUCCCUCCUUUCCCGACCGAACGUUUUGCUCCCCCUCCCCUCUCACCACUCCUCAUUCAACGCCCCCGUUUCUCCACCCCUCGUCUCGGUCUCGACCCCCAUCCUCGACGGUACAAUGUCACCCACCAGUUCGAAACGGCACGUUCGACAAGCCUCUCUAUCGCUACUCAAAUCGCGCCUCGAGACCGAACUAGGACCCGACGCCGUCCUCCCCGACGAUCCCUUCGACGCAACAACAACAACAGGACCUUCUCCGUCGGACCCUCUGCUCGCGAAUUCGACGACGAGCCUGAGGACGAGUACGAAUCGUGCGGUGCUGCAGGACAAUUUGGUGUGGUGCGCUUGUUGUCAGGGGGAUUUGUUCGUCGUCUGA